This is a messenger RNA of Anneissia japonica, 2052 nucleotides long. Its product is annotated as E3 ubiquitin-protein ligase RNF4-like. NCBI's taxonomy places the organism in Eukaryota, Metazoa, Echinodermata, Crinoidea, Comatulida, Comatulidae. The transcript has 6 exons. The record is from RefSeq and is a predicted model, not a curated record. The coding region runs from base 205 to 864 and encodes 219 amino acids.
AAAAAAACACUAGGCCUUACCCAGCAAAGAAGCUAGCUCGUCAAAACUGUCCAACAAAUCAAUCCAUUCUGCGCCGUAGAGGUGUCAGUUUUUAGGCCUAGAGACUAGAAUUGUUUUACAGAAGUGUUGAUAAAGGUUCCUCUGAAUUUUCCAAUUUACAGCUGGUGGUGUUUUAUACAUUUCGUUGUUGAUUUUGUUUUUAUAAUGAAUAGGUCUACUAGGAUUUCAAGAAAGAGGAAAAGAGGUUGUUCAUCAGAUGUAGUUGGCAGUACAUCAACAACAGACAUCAACACAAGUAUCGUAGAUUUAUCUAAUGACGUUGACGAUGAACCCGACUCGACAGGAGUUUCAGAGCAAGUAGUGAUAGAUUUAACAAUGGAAUCACCAUUAUCAAGUUCUGUGCCAUCUCCAGAGGUUGUUGACUUAACACAGCUGUCAGGUUCAACACAUCACCAUUCAUCAAGACGACGAAGGUCGUAUAAAAGGGGCAGAAAAAGGGAAAAUCGACCUCCGUUGAUGCACCAUAGUACACAUAUCAAUGCUAUAUCCUUCAUUAGUGAUGAUAGCGACAGUGAGCUUGAGAUGCUGCAAAUCAUCGGUUCAUCCCCUACAUUAGCAGAAAGGACAGAAACAUUAAACACAUCUGCUGAAGAUGCCUUAUCACCGACAAUGCGCAAAGAAAUCGUAUGUCCCAUUUGUAUGGAAAGUGAGCGACAGAUAAAACGUAGACGACAGUUGGUAUCCACUGUGUGUGGUCAUAUAUUCUGCAAUAGUUGUAUCACAAACGCGGUCAAGACACAGCACAAAUGUCCCACAUGUAGGAAGAAAUUAACAUUAAAACAAUUUCAUCAAAUCUUCCUAUAAUAUGGUGGGUAGGAUACAUCAACUUUGAAAACAUGACUUAAAGUAGUUACAAAGAUAGGAUUUGAAAAUUAUCAAAACAGCGCCCUCUAUCAUUCAGUGCUGUAUUGUAUACAGCACUAUAUACAGUAGUGUAUAAUUAAUACUGUUUACUGUAAUAAUCAAGUUUGUUGUUAUACUGAUUGAGGUAUAGACAUAUAUAAAGUGUUGGCUCUGCAACACAUAUUCUGAUAUGUAAAAGCUCUUCAACAAUUUCCGGUGAAGACCAGUAUCUCCAUAAAACAAGAAAAAACUGGAAUUUUUGGGCAGUUUAAGCUGUCACGAAUAUAUUAGAAUGUUAUACCCAAAGAAUUUGAUUGUGUGUGAUUACUUCUUUUGUUUGGGACUUAGUUGUGUAAAUUGUUUAAGCCCCAUGCACUGGCCGAUGCCACCAGUUAAUAUACAGUGCACUGCUAUGGUGUAAUUGUUAUAUGUUUGGAGCGUGAAGCUAAACAGUGUAGUAAAAAGUAUAAUACUGUAGAAACAACACCCUAUUAUAUAGUAAAAUUUCAUACAAACUCAAAAAUUUAUUUAGAAAUUAUGUAAUGGCUUUAUUUAGUAGAGUUCUCUCUUACAGAUUGUAUAAUACUGUAUAAUAUUCUACAGAUCAAUAAGGAGUUUGCUAAUAAAUGGGACCAAAACCAGCAUUAGUAACUAAAAACAAGAAAAUUGACUUUUUAAUAUAUUCAGAUUCUCCAUAUUAUAAGCUUUAAAAUGAUGGUCAUUUACUGGAAUGUACAUGCUAUUGCCAAAGUUAUGAGUAAAAGUAUUAUAUGGCUUCUCUGUACUGAAGUAUACAAUACUGCCACAUUUUUAUGGACUUGUAAAAAAGCAUAUUAAUGGAAAUACUGUACGUAUGUUAGUAUGUAUGUCUAUACAAGCUUGUCAGUUGGUACAGAAUAUGCAUGAAGAACGCAUUUAUAGUAAGAAACUCAAAAUUAUUUGCUGCGUGUUACUAGCCACUCACCUUAAGAAUAGUAGGGGUGGAUCCAGAGAUGUCCAAAAAGGGGUGGGGCCAAAAAUGGGGCUGAUCAAGGCAACACUGCCCUAGGGAAGUCUUUGUUUUCUAGAUGCCCGAAAAUAACCUCUAAAGCAUUUUAGGUGAUCAAUUUUUUUUUUUUUUGACUUUCCAAAAGGGAGUCCGACCCGUCC